AUGGGGAAUGAUGAACUUCUCAAAUUUUGGCUAGGUGUUCUUGUGAUUGAACGAAGGAACAUCCGCCUGUUUCUUGCGCAAUUUUUCGUUCCUGUCAUUUUUUCUUUGCUCGCAGUUUACGUUUUCACACAGACAUCAUGGAGUAAGUUUGAUGGGUCGAUAUCUUCCGAAUUUGUUUACACCGAUAUUAUAAGACGGUCUGAUAUUUCUGUAUCUCCACUCCAGGUGUUUUACCACAACUGCAAUGUUCUGUAUGAUGCCUGGAAAUACGUGAAGCAUUUUGAUGUGCAGUGUCUUGAGCAUCACUAUAUGUCGGAAAUUUCAUCGUUUCAACCUGACCAGACAUUUGUGGUCAUCGAUAAUUUCAACAAUUACACACACGAGCUGGCUUUCCGAAUAAUUAACUUAUCUUAUAAGCUGAAAAAGAACCUGUAUUCGCCCUGGAGUGUUUUAUCGCUGGACCUCCGGUCCGAUAUUAUUGAUGAAAAUGAUGGUUUGAUUUCUUAUAUUCAAGAGGGUAUAGUCGAAGGAUUGUCAAGAUACUUAGAAUUGAAUAUCUAUAAUACAAGAAAGUAUAUUGUUGCCAUGCCUGUUUUCAAGUUUUCUCUAAUGAAGGCAUAUCACUUUCUUGCCUUAGUGUCCAUCGGCGUGUGCAGUCCAGCCGUGUGGCAUUUCAUAUCAUUAUAUCAGGACGAAGAAGAAUGUAAGGGGAAGCACUUGUUAAAUGAUCUGAAAAUUGUGAAAAUGUCCACCUAUGUUCUGUCGCAUUUUUUACUGUACUCAGUCAAAUUUUUCGUGGUGCAACUACUGUUCUGGCUACCUAUAUUCAUCUAUAACUCGAAAUUUCUUGACGUUCACAGCUUUCUGAUAAGCUCUACUUUAAUUUCGUUCAACUUAACAGCUUUCUGCCUCUCCGUUUGCUCAACGUUCCGAAGUCGUCAUGCUUCUGGAGCCGUUUUAUUCGGAUUAUUGCUUGCCUGUGGUUUUUGUUCCUUCGGUUGGAACGACUUUCUACCCGCUUCUCCUUUAACUUAUAUUACUACAUUAUUUUUUCCUGUUGCGUAUCAAGCUUAUAUGAGAAUUACAGCAAAUUCGAUAAUGUCAGAUAAAUUUCGUAAGAUGAGUUACGCAUUCUCUGUUUCAUUAGUCUUCAUACUUAUAUUCGAUUGUUUGCUGAUGCUCAUGUGGACAAUGUUCAGAGAGAAAGCUUUUUUACGGAAGAAAAAAUCACCCUCCCAUAGGCUAAAACUGUCUACCAGUGCCAUAUCUGACACCAGGAUCCCCUUGAUGGAACUUUCUGAUGUGAGAGUUACAAGAAGACAGGAAAAACUACUCUCUGAAAUAAAUUUGUCUAUACACAAAGAAGAGAUUACAGCCUUUCAUGGUAAGGGAAGCCUAGAGUUGUUACAAACAAUCAGAGGUGAUGUUGAGUGUACAGGCUCAACCUUUGUGUUUGACGGAACAGUUUUGGGCGAGAACAAAAUCAUAAGCUGUUCCAAGGAUUUGUAUAUGUUACCAUACUUGACUGUUAUGGAACAUAUCGAGCUGUUGAUCCGCGCUCGGCAAGCCGAGAAUGUAGAUUACUAUGAGAUGAUGGAUGUUCUCGGACUUGUCUCUAUUGGUCAUUUGUUUCACCAUGGACUCAAAAAUAAUGACAAACAUUUGUUGAAAGUAAUGUUCACGUUUUUGAGCAACGCCAGCAUCAUUCUUCUGGAUGAACCGUUCAGCUGCGAUGUUACUGUUCAUGCGCAACUAAACCGCUUCUUGCGAAAACAGAAAACAGGAAGAGCAAUUGUGUUCACUUGCAACAGCUUAAGUGUAGCCAGUAGAAUAGCAGAUUCACUUGUCCUCUUAGCUAAUGGAGAAGUCUGGCGUCAACUUUCCUCUUCUGAAUGUCGCAAAGAAUCACAAGUGUUGAUACUGUGGUCUCGCUUACAUCUAGACGCGGCACAAAUAUCUGCCAUCAAAAAAAAAGUUUGUGCUUGUCUUGGUUCGAAAUUCAAAGGGCGUCUGGUCAGUGAUAGACAACCCAAAGGUGUUUUGACCUUCAAAGCACCAUCAAUAUCCCUGAUAAAGUAUACGAAGCUUCUGAAAUUACUCAAAACAGAACAGAGUUUGGGCAUUGAAAACUGUGAAUUGAAGAUUUCUACCCCUAUAGAUGAUUAUAUCAGAUUUUGCAAUGUUGAAUCUUCUCCAUCCUGCUACAGCUACAGUAUUGUGGACAAAAUGUCAAAACUGGCGCUUUGCACAGUUCUUCCCGAUUUAUCCAAUAUAAUUGACUUGAAACUGAAAUUUUUUUCUCAAAAUUCUUUAGCCUGUCUUUUAUCGUUUGCUUUACCUCCUUUAUUAUCAAUUCUAGUAAGCAUUCUUAGUAACCGCUCACCUCUCAACAAAGGUUAUAUUAACACUCAAUUGUAUAUGCAAGAACGGGAAAACAGCUAUUUUUUCGUGACGGAAAAAGAAGAGAAAAACAUGUCUUCGUAUUGUUCUUACCUGACCGAACAUCUUCAAUACAAUUUCGGCGCUGUGCAACGAGGAAAUGUAACGUACCUGUGUUAUUAUGCAACCUCAAUCAUUUCCGAACUUUUUUUGAAUCAGAUUUGGCAAAGUUUAUUCUAUAAAGAUUUCAAAGUGAACGUAACAAUCGAGACAGUCUAUUCUCCAAAAUGGCGAUAUCUUAUUGAUGCUUUCGAUAAUUCAAACAACCUAGCCGGGAUCCCUCUGCCUGUUAUAUCUUUGGCAAUAUCGGAUAACUGGCUAGAAAUUCUGGCGGUAGGACUGAACUUUCUUCUUUGUGUUUCGCAUAUCACAACGUUCACACGAGAAACAAGCAGUUUUGACAACAUUGGUGCGAAGAAACCGCUACAGUUUUGGUUGACUUCAUCUCUUGUUGACUUUCUGAUCUUUGUUUCACUAAUAACAGUUUGCACAACUUUGGUUGUGUUCCCACAUCAUGGUGUCUUCGUCAGCUUAUUAACAAUAUCUUCUAGCUCAAUUGCGCUUAUAAGCUCUUUGCCUUUCAUAUACAUGAUUUCUGCAAAGAGUGAUGAUAGUUUAUCGGCUUGCUUUUCCUCGUUCCAAUUAUUAGGCGGCCUUUUAUUGCCAAGUAUAUUCUCUCUCUUUAGUUCGCCAUUUGGUUCUCAGUUUGAGGCUUCGAUCAGUUUAAUCUUCUCACUAUCUACUAUUUUUCCUCCAAUAGUCCCAGCUCUGAUCACUGGCUUAAGUGCUACCUACAGACUUCAGGGCCGCAGAAACUUCUAUAUUCUAAAGCAAUUGUUUCCUUUGUACUUGAUAUCUUUUAUGCCAGUGUGGACAUGGGUAUUCAUAGCUUUAAUGAACAGAAAGAUUAUACCAAAAAUCAAGAGCGUUGUGGAAUCUAUUCAUAGCAAAUGUUGGAGCUCAUUGCGAAAAUCGAACCGAGUCACAGCUUGA
Auanema sp. JU1783 is the source of this 3432-nucleotide messenger RNA. NCBI's taxonomy places the organism in Eukaryota, Metazoa, Nematoda, Chromadorea, Rhabditida, Rhabditidae. The record is from the annotation of a GenBank genome assembly.